This is a messenger RNA of Aedes albopictus (Asian tiger mosquito), 3690 nucleotides long. RefSeq lists its product as uncharacterized. The transcript has 2 exons. The coding region runs from base 1 to 3690 and encodes 1229 amino acids. NCBI's taxonomy places the organism in Eukaryota, Metazoa, Arthropoda, Insecta, Diptera, Culicidae. The record is from RefSeq and is a predicted model, not a curated record. Gene Ontology annotation, molecular function: nucleic acid binding. Gene Ontology annotation, biological process: DNA integration.
AUGCCUUUUGGAACCGAACGGUUACACUCUCGAGAGUGUCCAUCCGACAAGACGUGCCGCAAGUGUCAACGCUGGCACCAUACACUGCUACACGAUGAUGGAGCACUCCACCAGGAUACGCGAUCCAAUGUUUCUCUCCCCGCGGAAACCGCGGUAAGACCACCGGUUCCAGAUGUUCUGGCUCAACCGACAGAGGUGCAGGAGAAUCCUACUGCCGUUGAUCAACCCGUAUCCACGACCUGCUCAUCGAACUUCGCCAAGACAUCGAAAACAGUACUGCUGCUCACCGCAGUCGUACAGGUGUUCGAUAAAAAGAACCAGCCACAUCCAUGCCGCGUCCUGCUGGAUAACGGCUCUCAGAUAAACAUCGACCGCUGGGACAUCCCCGACGGUGUCAUAUUGGCCGACCCCACAUUCCACACGCCGGACAAAGUGGACUUGCUGAUUGGAGUUGAGCUAUUUUUCGACAUUCUCAAGCCGAGUCAGAUCAAUCUAGCGGACAACCUUCCGCUCCUGCGUGAAACCCAUUUUGGGUGGAUCGUGUCUGGAGUCAUCGUCGAGCCGCAAGUAGCCAACGUUUCCGUGCAACAAGCCAACCACGCAUCCGUAGACGAUAUCGAAAAGAUGAUGCAACAGUUCUGGCAAAUUGAGGAAGUGCCAAACGUCUCGAAGCUUUCGACCGAAGAGAUGGCAACCGAAGCCCAUUUCCUAUCUACGUAUCAUCGAGACGCGAACGGCAGAUUCAUCGUCCGGCUGCCGUUCAAGGAUAACUUGGACCAGCUGGAUAGCUGUCGCACUUUGGCACUCAAACGAUUCCUGAUGCUGGAGAAGCGACUCGUCCGCAAUUCCGACCUUCAGCAGCAGUAUGUGGAGUUCCUCCGCGAAUAUGAAGCUCUUGGACACUGCCACGAAAUCCAUGAAGCCGAAGAUCCUCCAAACCAACUUGCGUAUUACAUGCCACACCACGCAGUGUUGCGGCCUUCAAGUUCGAGCACGAAGUGUCGAGUUGUGUUCGACGCCAGCGCCAAGUUUUCUCCUUCUGAACUGUCCCUGAACGAUGUACUGCAAGUUGGGCCCGUCAUCCAGAAUGAUCUGUACUUCAUCAUCCUGCGCUUCCGGAAGUAUAAAAUAGCAUUUUCCGGAGACGUAUCCAAAAUGUACCGUCAGGUCGUCCAUGCAAAGGAAGAUCGUCGAUUUCUACGUAUUUUCUGGAGACCACACCCGUCCCAACCGCUGCGGGUUCUGGAGCUGUGUACCGUUACCUAUGGCACCGCAUCGGCGCCAUUCUUGGCCACUAGGUGCUUGAUGCAACUCGUGGAAGAAGACGGAGGCGCCUUUCCGAUCGCCUCCCGUAUCGUGAAAGAAGAAACAUACAUCGAUGAUGUACUCUCCGGCGCGGAUUCAUUGGACGAUGCCAUCGAUGCCCAACGGCAGCUGAAUGAACUCCUCAACCGAGGAGGGUUCCCGAUCCACAAGUGGUGCUCGAAUUCCCAAGAAUUUCUCGAGCACAUUCCGGAAGAAGACCGAGAGAAGAAGCUCCCAAUGGAAGAACGAGGAGUAAACGAGGCCAUCAAGGUGCUUGGUCUGAUGUGGGACCCGAGCGCUGACACACUGUUCAUCGCCAACCAUCCGAAGCCAACAACCGCAGCCGACCAGCAACGAGUCACGAAGCGAGUGAUGUACUCGGAGAUCGCCAAAUUCUUCGAUCCACUCGGCUUAGUGUCACCUGUCAUCGUAUUGGCGAAGCUCCUAGCCCAGCGAUUGUGGAAACUCAAGACUGGCUGGGACGACCUAGUCGACGAAGCAACCGCACAAGAGUGGCAAGAACUUCAAGCAUCCUUGUCACAUUUGCACCGCAUAGGUAUCCCAAGGUGCGUAACCUUCGGCGGAGUAGUUGCGUACGAAUUACACGGGUUUUCAGACGCCUCCACCGUGGCGUAUGGAGCCUGCAUCUAUUUGCGAAGUCUAUUCUCCGAUGGGUCAGCGAAGCUGCGAAUCCUCACCAGCAAAUCUAAACUGGUCCCUCUACAUGACCUGUCCAUCCCGCGGAAGGAGUUGUGCGCCGCUCUCCUGCUCACCCGGUUGGCGCGAAAGGUGGUACCAGCCCUGGACAUGUCGUUCCGUGAAAUCGUGCUGUGGUGCGACAGUACCAUUGUUCUGGCCUGGAUCCAAAAGCCGCUCAACCAGUUGGAGUUAUUUGUACGAAACCGAAUCGCUGUGAUCCAAGAACACACUGGAGACUAUCGAUGGGAGUAUGUCCGAUCCCAACAGAACCCAGCCGAUAUCGUUUCUCGCGGCCAACUGCCUGAGGCGCUUAAGAACAACACCCUUUGGUGGAACGGCCCAGAAUAUCUUCACAAAGCAGAGUACGAGGUGGUAUCGCCAGAACCUGUUCCCGAAGAUGAACUACCCGAGCUCAAGGGAGUAACCGCAACUACGGCUGUAAGUAUCGACGCAUUCCAGUUCUUCUCCCGAUUUAGUUGCUUCAGGACGAUUCAGCGUAUCAUGGGGUAUGUACUCCGGUUCGUUGGAAACUGCCGCAAACCUCCAACCCAGCGUGUGACGAGCCUGCAUCUGACCGUCGGCGAGCUGCCUCGUUCAACUGAAGUCAUCAUUCACGUGAUCCAAUUCGUUCAUUUGGCGGACGAAAUCCAACGAGUCGUUGACAACGAACCUUGCAAAAAACUCGCAAACCUUCGUCCAGUCUACGUCGAUGGUCUGCUCCGUGUGGGUGGUCGUCUAGAUCGCUCACUGUUACCGUUCGAAAGCCGUCAUCCCAUCAUUCUACCGGACAAGGAGCCGGUGGUACGACUACUAGUUCGACAGAUGCAUGUCGAACUACUCCACGUCGGGCAGACCGGCCUGAUGAACGCCAUACGGCAACGUUACUGGCUUCUCAACGCACGUUCCACCAUCCGACUAGUCACUCGUAAGUGCGUGAGAUGCUUUCGGGUCAGCCCGACUAAUACCAGCCAGCUGAUGGGAAACCUCCCAACCGCAAGAAUUGUGAUAUCUCCACCGUUUGCCGUUACCGGAGUAGAUUACGCCGGCCCGUUUCUCAUCAGACAAGGGGUACGCCGUCCGGCGUUGAUCAAGGCUUACGUGUCCGUCUACGUGUGCAUGACAACCAAGGCCGUGCAUCUAGAGGCAGUGUCCGACCUGAGUACCGACGCCUUCUUGUCGUCCCUAAAGCGUUUUCUCGGCCGACGGGGAAUGGUUCAGCAGCUCCACUCGGAUAACGCCACCAAUUUCCGAGGGGCGCACCACGAGCUGAACGAGCUGUUCCGCCAAUUUCAUGAUCAGCAAUCUGUGAAGACUAUCGAGGAUUUCUGCCGCUCCCGCGAGAUAGAAUGGCACUUCAUUCCGCCGGAUGCACCGGAGUUCGGCGGUCUCUGGGAAGCCGCAGUUAAAUCCGCCAAAACCCAUCUGAAGCGCAUAGUUGGCACCGUGAAGUUAACCUUCGAAGAGCUGACUACCGUCCUAGUCGAGAUCGAUGCGGUGCUUAAUUCUCGACCACUGUUCACCAUCUCUAACGAUCCUGCGGACCCACUGGUGAUCACGCCGGCCCACUACCUCAUCGGUCGUCCGCUCACGGCCAUAGCCGAACCUUCCCUCGAGAACGUCAAGGUAACCCGAUUGACUCGAUGGCAGCACCUCCAGCUCAUGCGCGAGCACUUCUGGCGUUCAUGA